AUGGCUUCGAUUAAUACUAUCGAUUUAGAUCGAUGCGAACAAGCGCUUUCGACAUUGGUACCGAACAACAACAGCAACAACGAUGUUUCUACACGUCGAUAUCAACCGCGAACAUUAAAUGAACAUAAUCAGUUUCGAACUAUAUUCUUACCAUUCUAUCCGAAACUCGAUUGUUAUAUGCCUGAUUGGUUACUGUUGGCGAGUGUUCCACAAAGCCAACUUUCAACACAAGAGACCGCUCGACGUCAACACGGAGCAUACACAGCAGAUGCAUUGAUGAUGAUGAACAAGUACCGCUAUUCGAAUUAUGAACUAUUGCAUUUAUCGGAACAAGAUGCGAUCGAAUUAGCAACUCGUUUAAAUGUCGGCCAAUCAAUUAUUACCUUCAAUGCAACACGAAUGCGUGGUAUUAGUAUGCAACUAUUCGAGUUACAUGGAUCAUUUCGACGGCGAAUUCUACGAACGCAACAUGAGCCGUUGAGAGGACUUGUUUUAACUUCAAACGAGACAGCCAUUGCAUUGGAAUUCUUCUUGCAAAUAGACGUGGACGUUUUCUAUAUGAAAACAUGUGCAUAUCGUGGAGCUGAUCCAUCUCAAUUUCAUAUACGAGGCUUAUUUUUCGAAAACAACGAUGAACCACAAGCACGAUAUCAGAUGAAGCCAUGCAAUAGUGAUUCUUGUCAAUUCUGUCAUCCACGCGAGAAUCAACUGGAAGGUCAAACAUGGGUGCCGAUUGAUUUCAAUACAACUUCAAUGCAUCAAUUUCUCAAUGGUUACACAACAUACUUGAAUUGUCCAGCCACGUGUACAACGACGAAUAUUAUCUACUCGAUGACAUGUCCUUGUGGUGAAUAUGAUUACAUCGAUUCAACAAAAGAUACCUUAGCUCAUGCUCUGUCAUAUCAUCAACAACAUAUCAAUCGAAUUAUGCACGAAAAAUUAACGGGAAAUUCGCUUUAUCCCGGCAUUCCACCGCCCGAGUCACUCGCGCAAGAAUAUGAACGAGCGGACAAGAUGCGUCUCUAUCAACAUGCUGCACGAUGUCCAAUCGCAUUACGUUUAUUUCUUCGUCAAAAUCCGUGCUAUUGGUGUUUUGUUCCUCAAAUUUGGCGUGAUGCGCAAGUGGACAACAUGGACUAUUUACAAGGGUCUAACGCUGCUGGUUUCCAUACGAUCGAUCUUCAAUCGCUUCGUAUCAUCGCAAUGGUUACUUCGACCAAUCGUCGACUAGCCAUGUGUAUUGAUCGAGUACCAUGGACGCCAGCUGCUUACGCAUUUUCCUAUUUGCAAAGAAAACAACAACGUGCAUUUUUCGAACAUCUUCUCACACUACCCAUAGAUGAACUACCAUAUUCGCCAGUUGAUAUAUACAAGAUAGCCAUCAUUGCUGUUUUACCAGAAUAUUGUUCGAAACUCUUACGUUAUCUAAUUGAAACAUUCUUUAUUACUCAUUGCGAAACUAAACUCAAUAUGAUUUGUCCGAGUGGUGGUGAUCCGGAGCGACGAUUUGGUCGCGCAUACGAUCUCGUUUGGUGUUACAAUUUGAACCGACCAUUUGCUGCUAUUCCACAACCACCAGGAAAUCAUUAA
Molecule: messenger RNA, 1590 nt
Organism: Adineta ricciae
Lineage: Eukaryota; Metazoa; Rotifera; Eurotatoria; Adinetida; Adinetidae
Source: the annotation of a GenBank genome assembly